ACAGUGUUAGGGUUUGUUAAUGUGUGGUGUCUGGCAACCACUGUUUUCCGGUCAUAUUAACCUCUGUCACGUUCUUUACAUGUGGCUUUUUUUUUCUUUUUUUUUUAACUAGAAAAGGAACAUUUUGGCUGAUUAUCGAAGAAUUGUACUGAAUUAUGAAUGUGUGGACUCACAUGGUGUUAUGAAGCUGUAUUUGUUAACAGUGUAACAGCUGCUGAUGUAACUGAAGGUAAUCUCCUGAGCUUUGCUUUACAUCAAUGAGUAGACUCACACUCUGGACCUGUGUGUCACACUUCAUCAGCUUCCCCAUGUCACUUAUGAGACGGAUCAUAACACAGCUGGUCAGUCGAGUGCUUUUGGGCCCUUUAGGUACUUUACACUGUGAGAAGAUGUCCAGUGAAACAACAGCCAGCACUUCCAGGAGGAAAAAACUGGUGGUAGGGCUCGGUAACCCCGGUAUGACCGGCUCACGGCACAGCGUCGGCAUGGCCGUGAUCGCAGCACUGGCAGAGCGCCUGGGAGUGUCUGAUCAGUGGAAAUCAGACAGACACCUGUCAGGAGAGGUUAUUGUUUCAGUUUAUCAGGACACACAACUCGUGCUUCUCCGGCCAAAACUGCUCAUGAAUGUGAACGGUGUGAGUGUGGCGAAGGCAGCAAGCAAAUUCUCUGUUCGACCCGAGCACAUCGUCUUGGUACAUGAUGAACUUGACAAACCACUUGGGAAGCUUGCCAUCAAACAUGGAGGAAGUGCAAGGGGUCACAACGGUGUCCGGUCCUGUAUCGACUGCCUUCAUACUGAUGUUAUGCCACGGCUACGAGUUGGUAUCGGGCGACCCUCAGGAAACACAACAGUGGACAGACAUGUUUUGGGGCGGUUCUCUAAGGAAGAGCAGACCAUUUUAAGCUCUGUAAUGGAGCAAAGUGUGGAACUUUUAUUGGCGCAAAUCACAGAGCAAAAAUUCAAAGUAACUCCAGCAGGGGGCAGGAGAGCAACACAAAAGAGGAAAGAGAGGACACCUUCCGCAGUGCAGGAACCUGAGGAAAAGCCACACAGAACUGACCUCAGCUGCCAAUAAGCUAACGAUUAUAAACUCAUGACUCUGCUGAAUGUGGGUGUUUGUAUUGUAAAAUUGAAUAAAUGACUAUUCUGUUUUAAGUGGA
This is a messenger RNA of Ictalurus punctatus (channel catfish), 1161 nucleotides long. It is a transcript of the gene ptrh1, whose product is annotated as peptidyl-tRNA hydrolase 1 homolog. Gene Ontology annotation, molecular function: peptidyl-tRNA hydrolase activity. Bases 258 to 1076 code for a protein of 272 amino acids. The record is from RefSeq and is a predicted model, not a curated record. The transcript has 5 exons. NCBI's taxonomy places the organism in Eukaryota, Metazoa, Chordata, Actinopteri, Siluriformes, Ictaluridae.